Callithrix jacchus (white-tufted-ear marmoset) is the source of this 4144-nucleotide messenger RNA. It is a transcript of the gene FEZ2, whose product is annotated as fasciculation and elongation protein zeta 2. NCBI's taxonomy places the organism in Eukaryota, Metazoa, Chordata, Mammalia, Primates, Cebidae. The record is from RefSeq and is a predicted model, not a curated record. Gene Ontology annotation, cellular component: cytoplasm; axon.
GGGGCCGGGCUGGGCAGGCCCGGGCGGGGCGCACGACUGCUCUGGGCGGCGAUGGCGGCGGACGGGGACUGGCAGGAUUUCUAUGAGUUCCAGGAGCCGGCCCGGAGCCUCCUGGACCAGGAGAACUGUAACGCGAGCCCCGAGGCCGGGGAAGGGGCAGGGGCAGGGGCGGGGGCGGGGGCGGGUGUGGGGGCGAGCGGGGGCGCCGACGGCUUCCCGGCGCUGGCCUGCUGCUUGGAGGAGAAGCUGAGCCUGUGCUUCCGCCCCUCGGAUCCAGGCGCCGAGCCCCCGAGGGCGGCCGUGCGGCCCAUCACGGAGCGCAGCCUCCUGCAAGGGGACGAGAUUUGGAAUGCCCUGACAGAUAAUUAUGGGAAUGUGAUGCCUGUAGACUGGAAGUCAUCCCAUACUAGGACCUUGCACUUGCUUACUCUGAACCUCUCAGAAAAAGGGGUAAGUGACAGUUUGCUCUUUGAUGCAUCAGAUGAUGAGGAGCUGAGAGAGCAGCUGGAUAUGCAUUCAAUCAUUGUCUCCUGUGUGAAUGAUGAACCCCUCUUCACGGCAGACCAGGUUAUUGAAGAAAUUGAAGAAAUGAUGCAGGAAUCACCGGACCCAGAAGAUGAUGAAACCCCUACACAGUCAGAUCGGCUUUCAAUGCUUUCCCAGGAAAUUCAAACUCUUAAGAGGUCUAGUACCAGCAGUUAUGAAGAGAGAAUAAAAAGGCUCUCAGUGUCCGAGUUAAAUGAACUCCUGGAAGAGAUUGAGACUGCCAUUAAGGAGUACUCGGAGGAGCUGGUGCAGCAGUUGGCCUUACGAGAUGAACUGGAGUUUGAAAAGGAAGUGAAAAACAGCUUUAUUUCUGUUCUUAUUGAAGUACAAAACAAACAGAAAGAGCACAAAGAAACAGCAAAAAAGAAAAAGAAACUAAAAAAUGGCAGCUCUCAAAAUGGGAAGAAUGAGAGAAGUCAUAUGCCUGGCACACGCUUCAGCAUGGAAGGGAUCUCAAAUGUCAUUCAGAAUGGCCUCCGCCACACCUUUGGAAAUUCAGGUGGAGAGAAACAGUAUUUGACUACAGUCAUUCCUUAUGAGAAAAAAAAUGGACCGCCAUCUGUUGAAGAUCUUCAAAUAUUAACAAAAAUUCUUCGUGCCAUGAAGGAGGACAGUGAAAAGGUUCCGAGCUUGUUAACUGAUUAUAUUCUGAAAGUUCUGUGUCCUACAUAAAGCAGCAUUACUUCAGGAGCAGCAGCUUUACCUGCGGUGGGACUCGGAGCUAGACUUCCUACAGCACUAUCCUCAAAGCUGGCCACCAUGACCUUCUUGCUAUUGGAAACUCGGCACAUUUGAACUUGGGUUUGAUUCAGUAUUAACAGAUCUUGGCUUCACUAAUUCUUUAUAUUAUACAACCAGUGGAAAUAUGGGCACUAUUUUGAAUUCUAGAGAUGGUUUUUAAAUCUACUAAUAAUUAUGAACUGUUCUUAGUAGAGAGAGUAAUAUUAAUUGUGCAUGUGCAGUUAUAUUUCUCAUUAACUGACAGUAUGCCCAUUUGUUUUUAUGGCUUUCUCAUCUACACUGCACUGAUGAACUAGAUUAAAGCCUUGGGAGAUUUGUGCUACAGAUUCAGUGAUAGCAAGAACCAGCACCAAUUUUUGUGAGAAUUGUCAGUAUAAAUAUUACCUACCAGUAUUGUUCAGAGAGACUGAAAUAAACUUGGGCUGUUCUUGAAGAGGCAAAACCAGAAUAUGCAUUACAGUGGCUAAUACUUAGUGAACACCGAAACUGUUGGUGAUGAUGGAUUUUAUAGCUUGCUGCUUGUUUCACCAUUGGUAAAAUUUUAACCGUUAAAUUGCCACUUUUAGAAUCUUGUAUUAACUUUUGCUGUUCCAAUGUUCUGCUUCAUGUCUGUGAAUUGUACUUGAAUAGUUUGUAUCCUCUGAGGUGCUUAAAGUGUAUCCUGCAGAACUGCCCAUUCCCAUGACUGUCAUAUUUUAUUCAUGCCUGUGUGUUUUUCUUAAGUCUGAAUUCUAGAAACAGCUACUUACGGGUUCAUCAAUAUCAUAAGGGCUUUUGCCAGUUCCAAUCAAAUCAAUGGCAUUUAAUAAAUUUUUUAAAAAGUAAAAAUAGUGUAUGUUUGAGAGCUAUGUAUUUGGGAGUUUGUCUUGUAUUUUUUUUUUCUUACAGUGCUAGAUUUCUUUCCCUUAAUUCCACGCAGAGCUCAUCACUACAGUGUGUGAGCAGGCGAAACCCUGAUGAGUCCCAUAAUGCUAUGGAGGGGAGAGAGGACUUUUAGAGGAUGCCGAGGUGCUGUGGAAUGAUUGAUAGAAGUCCUGCUCUUUCUUUUUCUGGGUCUGUGAGACAUUCCAAACAGCCAUGCAGCCCUGUACCACAGACAACAUGAAUGAACUUAAGAGUCUAUCUGGGACCUGCUACACGAGGCUUUCCCAAUUCCACUUAAACAGCUGUGAGCAAACAGGGCUGUGUGUACUCCUCACUCCACUCAGCAACUGAGACACCAUGACUACAAAGGCAGGAACUUGGUUUGAAGUAUAAUGCCUGCUUGGCAUUUCAGCUGUGAUCCAGGUAGGAGAAACUUGAGAUGGUUUCCUUGUUUUAUGAAUGUUCUUAGGUGGAACUUACUGGCCCCUUCCCCAUGAAUUGAAGAUACAUACUUACACAGUCAUAUUAACAAAUUAAUUUGAUGUGACUUUGUAAAAAUGAUGCCUUGUACUGAAGAAAGGUAGUUUUAUGGGAUAUAUAACACAGCAGAAAGUUUUUUGGGGAUUUUUUUUUUAAAGUUUCAACAGUGAUCUGUUUAUAGCUCAUUCUUAAAUUGAUGCUUCUAAAGUGUAUGAAAAUAUCCCUGUUUUUUCCUACCAGCUCAAAAUCCCUUUGUAGUUAGGCUUCCCCUGAUUUUGCUUGGUAAAGUCUUUCUUCUUCAGGAUCAAACUGCUGUUGGGUUGCCCACCACAAUCCUCCUGUGCAUAACAAGUUAGUUUUGAUACUAGCUAUGAGCAUGUUUCUGGCAGCAUGUAGGCUUCUUGUCUCCCUAAAAACAGCACCCCCAUGCUGUGUACUCUGAGAGACACUUUUCUUUUUGCAAGGAUUCCUUGGGAAAGACCUGCCUAAUGAGAAAAGCAUGGGGACUUCUUGUGACACCAGAGGUUCAUUGGACUGAUGACCUUACAAGGACAGUUUGUCUUUGGGAUCCCAGAGAUGGAAUCUUUUUGAAAGUUACACCGUGUGAUUUCAACUCAAAAUGUUUAUUUCCUGCCAAGAAUGAAGUUGCAAAUAAUUCUCUUACAGCUUUGUUUUUUGAAGAAAACAAAAACAAACUGUAGAACUAUGGUGCACUCCAAGUGCCAUAUAUCUAUUUUAUUCUUCAGGAAAUUAUAUUUUUCUUUUACAAGAGUACAACAGGAACCAAAAAGUAAAAGAGUAAUAGAUACAGCACUCAGGAUAAAUCAUAUCUUUAAAAUAAUAAAAAAAAUUUACACCUUGUCCUAUAUCCUGUUAGUAUUUUCAUAAUAUGGCCAUGAUUGAAAAAACAAAAAGCAAGCAUCUACAAUUUUUUUGAUAGAGACUUUUUAUGCCAGGAAUGGAUUAAUUACCAACAAAAUUUAUACUAAUCAGGCUGAUGUCAAUCUAUUUUGGUAACAUAUUAGCAAAUUUAUUUUGGAAAAAGAUAAAAAUAUUGCCCCUUGAUAAUAAAUCUUUUUUUCCUUUGAUGCAAACAGCUAGAACACCUUUUUCUUUUUCUUUUUGAUAUUCUAAGACAAAAAAAUGGUUAAUCUUCAGAUUAAUAAAUUAGGUCAUUAUAAUAAUAAAUUAAUUUUUUUUUAAAGUUCAGCAACCUCUGUCCAAGUAUUUACAACAAUACUUGAAAGUUCCUUUACAAAACAGAACACAUUUUCUUUUCACAUUAAGCAUACUGGGUAUCUGUGUCUUUCACAACAAGCAUUUUUAAAAGAAAACUCAAUGCACAAAUGGGUUAAUUAGUAUAAAAGUGCUAAGGGCUGUUUGAAAAGUUAACACUAUAGUGUACAGUCAGUUAUAUUUGAGGCAUACUACAACAAACUUCCAGCUUAUUGUGGACAAUAUUCCAGUAGUUGUUUCAAACCAUUGUUUGAAAAAAAAAAAAAAUCCAGGAGCU